Cavia porcellus (domestic guinea pig) is the source of this 1463-nucleotide messenger RNA. It is a transcript of the gene Lipi, whose product is annotated as lipase I. Gene Ontology annotation, molecular function: carboxylic ester hydrolase activity; glycerophospholipase activity. Lineage: Eukaryota; Metazoa; Chordata; Mammalia; Rodentia; Caviidae. The record is from RefSeq and is a predicted model, not a curated record. The transcript is spliced from 10 exons. Bases 137 to 1384 code for a protein of 415 amino acids. Gene Ontology annotation, biological process: lipid catabolic process.
UUUUUCUCUUUCAACAAAAUCCACACCAGUUUCUAGGAAGUCUUUUGAGAACAGAAGACUAUGCCUUGAAUUCUCUAAGCUAAAUGUAAAGGAUUCCUUAAAAGAACUGUUUAUUCAUAGAUUAAAGAUAAUUCUGAUGCUAUACACAAGGAACAACUUCAACUGUGCUGAACCACUAUUUCAGCAAAAUAAUUCAGUUAAUAUUAAUUUCAACAAACACAGAAAAACAGUCUGGCUUAUUCAUGGAUACAGACCAGUGGGCUCCACACCAUCAUGGCUUCACAAAUUUGUAUGGACUUUACUGAAUAAGGAAGAUGUGAAUCUAAUCGUUGUAGACUGGAACCAGGGUGCUGCAACUUUUAUUUACAACAGAGCAGUUAAAAACACCAGAAAAGUUGCUGAAGUUUUAAGUAGAUACAUUCAGAACCUUUUGGUGCAGGGAGCAUCUCUUGAAAAUUUUCAUUUCAUAGGUAUCAGUUUAGGGGCUCACAUUUGUGGUUUUGUUGGAAAGAUUUUUCAUGGUGAACUAGGAAGAAUAACAGGUCUCGAUCCUGCUGGGCCAAAAUUUUCUGGAAAACCAUCAAACAGCAGAUUAGAUUACACUGAUGCAAAGUUGGUGGACGUCAUCCAUUCUGAUGUUGAUGGUUUAGGUAUUCAAGAGCCAUUGGGACAUAUAGAUUUUUAUCCAAACGGAGGAAAAAACCAACCUGGCUGUCCUACAUCAAUUUUUUCAGGAAUAGAAUAUAUUAAAUGUGACCACCAGAGAGCAGUUUAUUUGUUCAUGGCAGCUUUGCAAACAAACUGCAGUUUUGUUUCAUUUCCUUGUCAUUCAUACAAGGAUUACAAGACUAGUUUAUGUGUGGACUGUGGCAGCUCUCAGAAAAAUUCAUGCCCUAGGCUAGAGUAUUAUACUGAGCACUGGGAACAUAGUUUAAAAACAAGAACUAAAAAAUGGCCUGUUAGGAUCACUACAUUUUUUGACACCAGUGGAAGAUAUCCAUUCUGUGCGUAUUAUUUUGUUCUCAGUAUAACUGCUCUGGAUGAAAGUAUGAAUGAUGGCUAUAUUUCAUUUAAAGUAUUAAACCAGCUCGGAGUGGCUGAAUAUUCAAGAGUCUAUGAGAAAAGCAAACCAUUUCAUAAACUUCAAGAAGUCAAUAUUCUUGCUCAAUUUUUGAAUGAUGUUGUGAAUAUUUCAAGCAUUGUUUUGAGAUAUUUCCAGACUUCAAAUAUCCAGUGUCCCACAAACAAACACAGGAUCCAGCGUCUCAUGUUAAAAUCUCUUACAUAUCCAGAAAGACCACCAGUUUGCAGCUAUAAUUUUGUAAUUAAAGAAUCAGAGGAAUUGUUUCUGAAACCUGUCACAUGCACAGAGAAGAAUAUUUAACUUCUAACAAAUGUAAAUUUUUUCUGAAUCAAAGAAUUUGUAAAUGAGAAUGAUUUAGUCUUUUGGAAUAUAUUAUUCU